AUGGCAACUGAGCAGCAGGCCAUGAACGGGUCUUUUGGACAGCAGACUCAAGCCUACGAGCACGUCUACUCGCAACAGAACGCCGCUCAGGCUCCUGCCCACACGACUUCGGGAUCGUCCAACGCCAACGGCGCCUCCGACAUACCCAAGGACGAGGUCGGAUGGUACUUCGUCGAGCAGUACUACACCACCCUUAGCCGUUCGCCCGAGAAGCUCUUCUUGUUCUACAACAAGCGCUCUCAGUUCGUCUCUGGCGUCGAGGAGCAGAAGGUCGAUGUGUGCGUCGGCCAGAAGGCCAUCAACGACCGCAUAAAGGAGCUCGACUUUGAGAACACCAAGGUCCGCAUCACCAACGUCGACUCCCAAGGAUCCGAUUCGAACAUCGUGAUUCAAGUUAUCGGCGAGAUCUCCAACAAGGCCCAGCCCCACCGGAAAUUUGUCCAGACCUUCGUUCUUGCUGCGCAAACGAACGGCUACUUUGUUCUCAAUGACAUCUUCAGGUACAUCCAGGAAGAGGAGGACAUUGCCGAGGAGGAGCUGGCUCAGGAGCCCGCCGCUGUCCCUUCUGGUGUCGAGGAGCCCGUGCCCACCGCCGAGGAACCUGAGACCCAGGCUGAGGCCCCCGAGACUGUUACCAAUGAAGAGGAAGUUGCUCAGGUCGACGACAAGCUCGAGGAAGUGAAGGAGCAAGAGCAAGAGACUGAGCGCAAGGCCUCGCCACCUCCCGGACAGGUCAACGGCACUCCGGUUCCCGAAGCCGCCGAGGUUGCUCAGGCUGACGAGGCUCCCGCUGCUGCUGUUUCCACUACCGAGGAGGCCCCCAGCGCUGAGGAGGCGCAAGCUGCUGUUGCUGAGGAGGCGGCCGCCGAGGCCGAGAAGCCCCAGGACCCCUCGCCGACUCCUGCUGCCCCCGCUGCGGCUAAGCCUGCGGCCGCUGCCGCUCCCGCUGCCCCCGCCAAGCCCGCCGUUCCCAUGAGCUGGGCUGCGAAGGCUGCUGCUGCUGCUGGUAACCGUGCCGUGGCUCCCGCCGUUCCUGCCGUUCCUACUCAAGCUCCCAAGGCUGCGCCGGCCACUCAGGCCAAGCCUGCUGCGGCUCCUGCUGCUGCGGCUUCUUCCGCUGCCGGUAGCUCCGCUGCUCGCUCUGGAUCUCCCGCCGACACCACGCAGGAUGGCUGGCAGACCGCCGGCGCUGAGCACAACAAGCGCCAGUCCCGUGUCCAGAACCAACCCCCUAACGAGUCUGGCACCGUUCGCGCCUACAUCAAAAACGUCUUUGAGUCUACUGAUGCCGAUGCUCUGAAGGGUGUUCUGUCCAAGUUCGACAAGAUUACUUACUUUGACGUCAGCCGUCCCAAGAACGCUGCCUUCGUCGAGUUCGCUACUCAGGAGGGUUUCCAGGCUGCUGUUGCCGCUAACCCUCACAAGGUCGGUGACGACACCAUCUACGUCGAGGAGCGUCGCCAGCCUGGCAACUUUGGCCGCUUCCCUGCCCGCGGCGGCUCCAUGCGUGGUCGUGGUGGUGCUGACCGCCCCGGUCAGGGCCGCGGUGGUUUCAACAAGGACGGUGGACGUGGCGGUUUCACUCCCCGCGGCCGUGGCGGUGCAGCGACCCCCCGCCGUGGUGGCGGUGCUGCCGCGUAA
Messenger RNA from Aplosporella prunicola CBS 121167, 1641 nucleotides. RefSeq lists its product as uncharacterized. Gene Ontology annotation, biological process: ribophagy; protein deubiquitination. Gene Ontology annotation, molecular function: mRNA binding. Gene Ontology annotation, cellular component: cytosol; Ubp3-Bre5 deubiquitination complex; ribonucleoprotein complex. The record is from RefSeq and is a predicted model, not a curated record. The coding region runs from base 1 to 1641 and encodes 546 amino acids. The transcript is spliced from 4 exons. NCBI's taxonomy places the organism in Eukaryota, Fungi, Ascomycota, Dothideomycetes, Botryosphaeriales, Aplosporellaceae.